Molecule: messenger RNA, 204 nt
Organism: Dama dama (fallow deer)
Lineage: Eukaryota; Metazoa; Chordata; Mammalia; Artiodactyla; Cervidae
Product: thymosin beta-4-like
Exons: 2
Coding region: 1-204 (67 amino acids)
Biological process (GO): actin filament organization; regulation of cell migration
Cellular component (GO): cytoplasm
Molecular function (GO): actin monomer binding
Source: RefSeq, a predicted model, not a curated record
AUGGAAGAAGACUCGGUGGCACAGACCAGACCUCACUCGCUCGCAGCUUGCUCAGCUCCCACCACAACCAUGUCUGACAAACCCUGUAUGGCUGAGAUUGAGAAUUUGGAUAAAUCGAAACUGAAUAAAACAGAAACGCAAGAGAAAAAUCCACUGCCUUCAAAAGAAAUGACUGAACAGCAGAAACAAGCAGGCGAGUCGUAA